Molecule: messenger RNA, 2939 nt
Organism: Phacochoerus africanus (Common warthog)
Lineage: Eukaryota; Metazoa; Chordata; Mammalia; Artiodactyla; Suidae
Gene: EVL
Product: Enah/Vasp-like
Exons: 13
Coding region: 225-1871 (548 amino acids)
Biological process (GO): protein homotetramerization; actin polymerization or depolymerization; positive regulation of actin filament polymerization
Cellular component (GO): cytoskeleton
Molecular function (GO): profilin binding; SH3 domain binding; actin binding
Source: RefSeq, a predicted model, not a curated record
GCGCCCGCCAAGAUGGCAGGGGCAGGGGCCCAGCUGUCAGGCGCCGCCGCCGCCGCCCUUCCCCGCAGCUAGCGGCCCGGACGCCCGCCGCGAGAAGAUGAGCCCCCGCUGCCCCCCGCAGCCCAGCGAGACGCGGAGCCGCCGCGCCCGGGGCCGGCUGCCCCGCUAACGCCCCGCGCCCCGCGCCGCGCCCCCGGCCCCGCGCGCCCGCCGCGGCAGCGACAAUGAGUGAACAGAGUAUCUGCCAAGCCCGGGCUUCCGUGAUGGUCUACGAUGACACCAGUAAGAAAUGGGUUCCCAUCAAACCUGGCCAGCAGGGAUUCAGCCGGAUCAACAUCUACCACAACACUGCCAGCAACACCUUCAGAGUUGUCGGGGUCAAGCUGCAGGAUCAGCAGGUCGUGAUCAAUUAUUCAAUCGUGAAAGGGCUGAAGUACAAUCAGGCGACGCCAACCUUCCACCAGUGGCGAGACGCCCGCCAGGUCUACGGUCUGAACUUCGCGAGCAAGGAGGAGGCGACCACCUUCUCCAACGCGAUGCUCUUCGCGCUCAACGUCAUCAACUCCCAGGAAGGAGGCCCCUCCAGCCAGCGUCAGGUGCAGAAUGGCCCCUCUCCCGAUGAGAUGGACAUCCAGAGAAGACAAGUGAUGGAGCAGCAGCAGCAGCGCCAGGAGUCUCUGGAGAGAAGGGCCUCAGGCACAGGACCCCUCCUGCCACCGGGACACCCCUCCUCCGCAGCCAGCGCCCCCCUCUCCUGUAGCGGGCCUCCACCGCCACCCCCACCCCCCGUCCCACCUCCGCCCACGGGGGCCACACCGCCUCCCCCACCCCCACUGCCAGCUGGAGGCGCGCAGGGCACCAGCCACGACGAGAGCUCCGUGUCGGGCCUGGCCGCCGCCCUGGCUGGGGCCAAGCUGAGAAGAGUCCCGCGGCCAGAAGAUGCGCCCGGAGGCUCCAGUCCCAGCGGGACCUCAAAGUCUGACGCCAACCGGGCGAGCAGUGGGGGUGGAGGAGGAGGCCUCAUGGAAGAAAUGAACAAACUGCUGGCCAAGAGGAGGAGAGCAGCCUCCCAGACAGACAAGCCGGCGGAUAAGAAGGAAGACGAAAGCCAAACGGAAGAGCCGAGCCCCUCCCCAUCUCCAGGGGCCCGAGCAGCCAGCCAGCCCCCCAACUCCUCAGAGGCUGGCCGGAAGCCCUGGGAGCGGAGCAGCUCGGCCGAGAAGCCCGUGUCCUCCUUGCUGUCCAGAACCCCGUCCGUGGCAAAGAGCCCCGAAGCUAAGAGCCCCCUUCAGUCGCAGCCUCACUCUAGGAUGAAGCCGGCGGGAAGUGUAAACGACGUGGCCCUGGAUGCCUUAGAUUUGGACCGGAUGAAACAGGAGAUCCUGGAGGAGGUGGUCCGAGAGCUCCACAAAGUGAAGGAGGAGAUCAUUGACGGUGAGUGGAGCCCCAGGCCAGGGCCACACCAGGGAGCCCUAAGAAGGGCAGGGCCGCCUGUGCCCUGGGCCGCCAAGCAGAGGGCCAGGUGGCCCAGCCAGAGGGGCCGUCCCGGGCCAGGAGGCCUGUGGGUUUGUCCCUGGGGCGAUUCAUCCUCACAGUUCUGUGGUCCUGCAAACCCAGGCUCAGAUGGCCCCGUUUGUCCGGUGUUAGCGCCCCCUGGUGGUGGGAUGCCUCAGCCGGCGCUCUUGUGCGCCCCCGGGGCUUCUGGGGGCCACUGGCCUGUCGGGGGAGAAGCACUCCCAAGCCUAGAGCCGCAGCUUGAAUUCUCUCUCUUCAGUAUCUGUGGACUUAGAUUUUGUUUAUUUUGUUGUCUGCCACUUACAGUCACUGGGUUUGGGGUUCUAAGGGCAACUGCUGCCUUCCCAGAGGUUUAGGGGCCCAAGAAGCCGACAGAACGACCAGGCCUGCCCUGGUCCGCCGCCUGCUGGGCCCUGGCCUGGGGAGCAGAUGUGUGGCUCCAGAGGGCAGGGCCUCGUCACAGUGAGUCACCUCCCUCCUUCCGGUUCCUGCCAGAGCCUUUGGUCAGCUGUCUCAGAUCUGGAGCCAGAGCUCAGGAGAGCUUCGGGCAGGGCCGGCUCCGCCCACAGCCGAGCAGGGGGUGUAGCCUGAGCCCCUCUCCCCUCACCCAUCACACCUGGUGGCCGGGCCAGGCCCAGGGCAUCAGGGGUGACCUGGCAAGAGGACUCCAUGAACUAAAAGGUUGGGUGGUGGCCCCGAGGGCUGCCAGGCCCUGGAGAGAGAGGAGGUGGCUGCAGCCUGCCUGGGCAGACCCCGACCCCUGCCACACCCUGUCCUUGUCCCAGCAGAAAGCACUCGUCCCCCCACAGGCCUGGGAUGGGCAGAUAAGGACUUGAUGAAUGAAGAGAAAGAGCGCUGGAGCCAGAAGGGAACUGUUAGCUCCGCUUUAUUGCUGGGCGCUCCCGUCUCAGGAGGGCUGCCUGCAUGCAGAGGGCGCGGGCUGGCAUGGAGCUCGGGGGUGUGGUGGGCCUUGGUCUGUCCGUCGGUCACGGUGGGCACGGCCUCCUGGGAAGCGCGGGAAACCUCCCCUCGUUACUUGGGAAGGGCCCAGCUCUCCGCUCUCUCCUGGCCUCUGGCUCAGGCCCAGUGGGGUCUGUCUGGGCCAAGGUUCACAUUUGGGGGUGACCCCUAAGGGGUGGGGAUAAGGAGGAAGCUGGGGAGAAGAGCCCGAGGAGCCCCUGCCCCUCAUUAGUGCCAAGGCCGUGCGCAGGUGCGCGUCCUCUAACGGGAGGGGGCAGUGCCUCCCUUGAUGGAGAAAUGGUAGGGGAGGCCCACAGCGGGCUCUGCCAUCACCCAGGCGUCUGGCCGGAGCCUCGGGACCUCCGGGAGCCUGGGUGGGGCUCCGAGGAGAAGCGUGGGGCAGAGGCCAGGAAGGACCUGCCUGGAGCCGGGGGGGGGGGGGCAGCCCUGAGCCUCCCUCUCCU